Messenger RNA from Camellia sinensis, 1524 nucleotides. Lineage: Eukaryota; Viridiplantae; Streptophyta; Magnoliopsida; Ericales; Theaceae. The record is from RefSeq and is a predicted model, not a curated record.
AUGGAGGAGCAGCGCGAUGGUGAGUCCGGCGGCGAUGCGAUGGCGGGAAGGCCACAUUGCCGCGACAUCGAGGUAAUGGUAGAAAAUAAUAUUGUUGAUGAUUGUGGUUGGAAGCCGAAAGUGGGAAUGCCAUUUGACUCUGAACAAGCCGCAUAUGACUUUUACAAUACGUAUGAGGGAAAGGUGGGCUUUAGUAUUAAGAAGGCCUAUGCAAAUAAGAACAGACAGACGAAGGAGAUAACAUCACGUACGUUUGUAUGUUACAAAGAGGGAAGUUGGGGUAUUGACAAACGAGAUCCACUUGUCAAAAAAUCCAAGACAAGAGAUUGCAUUCAUAUGUUGCCAUCCCAAAGAAAAAUAUCUACCACCCAAGCAAUUGAAGUAGAAUUAGCUUCACAAUCUGGAAUUCCUCUUAGGUCUGCUUAUGAACUAUUUGGUAGGGAAUCUGGUGGAAGAGCAUCACUUGGUUUCACCAAAUUGGACCAAAAAAAUUACCUAAGAUCGAAGAGACAAAAAGAUUUGGAAUAUGGGGAAACGGGUAGUGUGUUGCAUUACUUUCGUAAGAAAACUGUAAAAAAUCCAUCUUUUUUUUAUGCAGUACAAUUAGAUUGUGAUGAGCAGAUAAGUAAUAUAUUUUGGGCUAAUGCUCAAAUGAUCAUGGACUAUGCUCAGUUUGGUGAUGUAGUGACAUUUGACACUACUUACAAACUAAAUAACGAGCAUAGACCUUUUGGAUCAUUUGUUGGAUUUAAUCAUCAUCGAGAAACAGUUAUAUUCGGUGCAGCGUUGAUGUAUGAUGAGACUGCUGAAUCUUUUACAUGGUUGUUUCAAAUUUUUUUGGAGGCAAUGUCAAACAAAGCCCCGAAAACUAUUUUCACAGAUCAAGAUGCUGCGAUGGCUAAGGCCAUUCCAAUUGUCAUGCCCGAUACAAACCAUCGUCUUUGUACGUGGCAUUUGAUGCAAAAUGCUGUCAACUAUGUAACUUCUGUUUUCGAUGAUGUAGGGGUGAAGGCUGUGUUUUCAAAAUUUAUGCAUGACAUUGAUGAUGAUGAAGAAUUUCGAAUACAGUGGGACCAAAUGCUUGAUAAGUAUGAUGCAUUCGACAAUCAUUGGUUGGAGCAGACGUUUCACGUGAAGGAGAAAUGGGGAUGGCCAUAUAUUAUGAAUUCUUGGGCAGCUGGAAUGAGUACUACUCAACUUAGUGAAUCCUUUAAUACAUUUCUGAAAGAUUAUCUGAAUUGUGACCAUAACUUGAUGGAGUUCUUCAAGCAUUUUGAGAGGGUGCUUUAUGAGAAGAGGUAUAAGGAAUUGGAAGCCGAGUAUAAUUUGUCCCAAAAAUUGCCGAGGGUUUCAAUUCCAACUGUGAUGUUAAAGCAAGUGGCAGAGAUUUACACGAAAACAAUAUUUGAGGAAUUCCAAAAUGAGUAUGUGCAGUCCAUUGAAGCAUCCAUUAUAGGCACUACUAAUGAUGGUGAGAGCACCAAAUUCACAAUAAGAACAAUGGUAGAUGGGAAAAAAAGAUAA